Ceratitis capitata (Mediterranean fruit fly) is the source of this 2595-nucleotide messenger RNA. Its product is annotated as transducin beta-like protein 3. Gene Ontology annotation, biological process: endonucleolytic cleavage in 5'-ETS of tricistronic rRNA transcript (SSU-rRNA, 5.8S rRNA, LSU-rRNA); endonucleolytic cleavage to generate mature 5'-end of SSU-rRNA from (SSU-rRNA, 5.8S rRNA, LSU-rRNA). The transcript has 2 exons. Gene Ontology annotation, cellular component: nucleolus; 90S preribosome; small-subunit processome. Gene Ontology annotation, molecular function: protein binding; U3 snoRNA binding. Lineage: Eukaryota; Metazoa; Arthropoda; Insecta; Diptera; Tephritidae. Bases 123 to 2528 code for a protein of 801 amino acids. The record is from RefSeq and is a predicted model, not a curated record.
UUAAACAUAUGUUCAAAACUUCCAAAAACACGUUGUAAAACGAUAAAUGUAAACAUUUUUUUAGUAAUUGCACGAGGAUUUUAAUUAAUUUCUUGUUUAGCCAUUGACAAAUAAAUGCAACUAUGUCUAGUUUAUGUGAGAAAAGUUUUGCGGUACAAUCAAAAUUCAGCAAUUUCUACGCCGGCGGAGAUGUAGCUUGGUCUGAUAAUGGUGAUUUAAUUUACUGCUUGAAUAAUACCGAAGUUUGUGCCGUAAGUGUUUCGACAGGUCAACUUGUGCGAGCAUAUGGUACUAAUGUAGAAACUGUUGAAAAUGACUUAACGGGCACCGGAAGUACUACCACCAAGGAUGGUGAAGAUUUAGAGGAUGAGAUUCCCUGUUUUGCACUGUCGCCCGAUAAUACACUACUAGUGACUGCGCAUCGUAGUGGAUUAUUGCGUUUAUGGUCGAUUGAGACCGGUAAAGUGGUGAAACUGUGGAAAUCACAGCAUAAAGGACCCGUAGUGAAAAUACAAUUCAGCACCUGUGGUAAGCUCAUUUGCUCUAGUGGCGCUGACUCUUCAUUGCGCAUAUGGGACUAUGUACAUAGCACCUGUGUAUGCGCAUUACGUGAAUUUAAUGGACCAGCAUUAGUAUUGGCAUUCCAUCCAGAUGCUAAGCGCACGGAAGUAUUUGCAGCAGGUGCAGAUAAUACAAUCUACUGCUGGAAUUAUGCGGAAAAACGUUUGAUACGUCAAAUGCGUGGUCAUCUCUCCCAAGUUACGGCUAUCACCUUUUUAGGUGGUGACAAUGGCUUUGAUUAUCUCGCGUCUGUAAGUCGAGAUAAAGUGUUAAUUGUCUGGCGUCUUGCCGAUGCUACACAGCAUAAAGUUAUACCUAUGUUUGAGGAACUUGAGGGUGUGACUAGCUUAAAUGUGAAUACUAACAAACAAGACGGUCUUCAUGUAGUUGUAGCAUGUGCAUCCGGAGCUUUGAAGCUUGUUGAUUGUAAAACAGCAAAGUUGACUACUUUAAGCGAAGACACCAGUCAGGAGCUACGUCAAUUGCUGCAUUCUAAACACACUGAACAAUUGGCGGUGGUAACUGUGGAACAAAACAUUCUAAUUUACAAAGCGUCUAACGACUGUGUGACCGCAAAUAAUUUGGAUUGCACCAAGCAAUUGAUUGGCUUUAAUGAUGAAAUACUAGAUAUUUGCUUUUUGGGUGAGAAUGAUCGUUUUCUAGCAGUCGCAUCGAAUAGUAAGAAUAUUAAAAUUUAUGACACGGAAGCAAACAUGAAUUGUAAAAUUGCGAGCGGUCAUAAAGAUACGGUUAUGACACUAACUGCAGCAGGUGGCACGAAUCUGUUGCUCUCUGCCGGUAAAGAUCUAAGCAUAUGCUUAUGGCGUGUGAAUCCAAGUACAUUUACAAUCAGCUGCGUGGCACGUAACAACAGCAGUCACACUUCAACAAUUGGCUGUCUAUCAUUCGGUUGUAACACAGCAGCAUUUUUCGCAUCCGUUUCACAAGAUGGAAGCUUGAAAGUUUGGAAUCUGAAGAAAAACAAAGAUACACCACAUACAUUCAACCUAAAAUAUUCGGCACUUUCGCACGACAAAGAAGUAAAUAGUGUUGCCUUUUCACCCAACAACAAAUUAGUAGCCACAGCGUCUCAAGAUAAAACUGCGAAAUUAUGGAGCGCAGAUAGUAACAGCUUGGUUGGCACUUUACGUGGACAUGCGCGUGGCGUUUGGUGUGUACGUUUCUCGCCGGUCGAUCAAGUUGUACUGACAACUUCCAGUGAUUGCACACUACGUCUCUGGUCGCUAACAACGCUAACAUGUAUCAAACGCUUCGAACAAGAGUGCACCGUCUUACGUGCCGAAUUCAUUGAUUACGGCAAAUACAUAGUGUCUGCAGCAUCCGAUGGUCUACUUAAAUUGUGGAGCAUCAAGUCAAAUGAAUGUGUGCAAACGCUGGACGCUCAUACAGAUCGCAUAUGGUCACUGGCAAUAUCCACGCGCAGCGCUAAAUGUUUCUACAGUGGCGGCGCCGACUCUAAGCUGAUACAGUGGCAAGAUGUAACCACCAUUUGUCGCAAUGAAGAAAUUGAAAAACGUGCCGAAUUGGCGCAACAGGAGCAAACGCUGCAAUCACUACUACAUCAGCGACAGAAUUUGAAAAAGGCAUUUAUGCUGGCACUCCGCCUGGGUAAACCAAAGACAACGUACAAUAUUAUAAGUGACUAUGUGUGUCAGCGUGACACUGAGCCAGUGCGCGAAUUGGUUAGAGCGCUGAACAGCGACCAGCGUGUGACACUCAUGGAGCAUACCAAAGCAUGGACGACCAAUUCGCGGCAUUGCAAAAUCGCCAAUCUUGUUCUACAUUAUUUGCUAAGCGAUUGUAUUGCAGCGCCUGCUGAGCAUGGUGUGCCUGGUAUGCGUAAUGUCGUAGAAGUGCUCACACCAUACUUGCAGCGGCAUCACAGGCGUGUCAAUGAGUUGACAAAGGAGUUGAUGUUUCUCGAGUUUAUCGUAAAUGGCAUUUAAUGAUAUAUUUAAUAUAAUAUAAUGUAUAAUUUUUUGUUUCCCUUAAUAAAAGUAAUGUCAUAAUAAA